Molecule: messenger RNA, 315 nt
Organism: Anneissia japonica
Lineage: Eukaryota; Metazoa; Echinodermata; Crinoidea; Comatulida; Comatulidae
Exons: 2
Source: RefSeq, a predicted model, not a curated record
UGUAUAAGACUACCCCCUGUUUUAAUUUUCUAUUUUAAGCCUCGUCUUAAGUGUGAGAAUAUACAAAUUCAUAAAAUUGUUACCAUAACUAAAUUAUUAUUUUGUAUCCUACAGGUGAAUGAACUGGAGUACUCCUUAAAGCAAGCAGAGGAUGAGAAAGAGCUUCUGGAAUUCCAACUACUGGAGACAUCUGAAGGAGAUGACAUCAUUGAGACAGGCUCACCAAGAGCAAGCACGCCAAGAAUAAUGAUUACUCACCAUUUAAGCACAGAUGGAGCUGGACUCCAGUAUGCUUGUACUCUAGACAGUUUUGAU